GCCUGCUGGGGGCUGGCUACCGCGGCCAAGAUGUCGCUGAUCAAGAAAAGAAAGCUUGAGUCGGGGGGCGGCGGCGCCGGAGGGGAGGGAGCGGAGGAGGAAGAUGGCGGGGAGCAGGAGGCAGCCCCGCCACGACCCCGGAGGACUAAGCGCGAGCGAGACCAGCUGUACUACGAGUGCUACUCCGACGUCUCGGUCCACGAGGAGAUGAUCGCCGACCGCGUCCGCACCGACGCCUACCGCCUGGGCAUCCUGCGGAACUGGGCCUCGCUGCGAGGCAAGACCGUGCUGGACGUGGGCGCGGGCACCGGCAUUCUGAGCAUCUUCUGUGCCCAGGCCGGUGCCCGGCGCGUGUACGCGGUGGAGGCCAGCGCCAUCUGGCAACAGGCCCGGGAGGUAGUGCGGCUCAACGGGUUGGAAGACCGCGUGCACGUCCUGCCGGGCCCCGUGGAGACGGUGGAGCUGCCGGAGCAGGUGGACGCCAUCGUGAGCGAAUGGAUGGGCUACGGACUUCUGCACGAGUCCAUGCUGAGCUCCGUGCUCCACGCGCGGACCAAAUGGCUGAAGGAGGGCGGUCUCCUCCUGCCAGCUUCCGCGGAGCUUUUCGUGGCCCCGAUUAGCGACCAGAUGCUGGAAUGGCGUCUGGGGUUCUGGAGCCAGGUGAAGCAGCACUACGGCGUGGACAUGAGCUGCCUGGAAAGCUUCGCCACGCGCUGCCUGAUGGGCCACUCGGAGAUCGUGGUGCAGGGGCUGUCCGGCGAGGACGUGCUGGCCCGGCCGCAGCGCUUUGCCCAGCUCGAUCUGGCCCGCGCCGGCCUGGAGCAGGAGCUGGAGACCGGUGUGGGCGGGCGCUUCCGCUGCAGCUGCUAUGGCUCGGCGCCUCUGCACGGUUUUGCCAUCUGGUUCCAGGUGACCUUCCCUGGAGGGGACUCGGAGAAACCCCUGGUGCUGUCUACCUCGCCUUUUCACCCAGCCACUCACUGGAAGCAGGCGCUCCUCUAUCUGAAUGAGCCGGUGCCGGUGGAACAAGAUACGGACAUUUCAGGCGAGAUCACUCUGCUGCCCUCCCGGGACAACCCCCGACGUCUGCGAGUGCUUCUGCGCUACAAAGUGGGGGACCAGGAGGAAAAGACCAAAGACUUUGCCAUGGAGGACUGAGCGCUGCCUUUUCUCCCAUCCACCUUCUUCGGAAGGUCGGAAGAGAAAAGGAGAUCUCCUGUGCAAGUAGGGGACAUAUUUGCCCCCUUUACCUCACCGUUUCUGGGGAAGGGAGAGUGACUUCAGUCUUCAUUUGAGGACAUUCUUCUGGCAAUGUUUAUUUAAAAAGCACUGUGACGGUAUCAGCAUGGCCAUACCAGAGGAACAGUGUAUGCCACUGAGUACCAAAGGGCCCAACCGAGCACGGCCUUUAGGAUGUGCACCCUUGGGAGGGCUGAAAGCCUGAGUUGUGUGAAACCCAGGCACUGUGUGGUGUGUUCUGCAGAUUGGGACUAGUAAUGUGGGGAGCCCUUAGGGCUCCAGGCCUGGAAUACCAGACCCAAGAGAGAGAGAGCAUCACGGUCAAGGUCCCCUCCCUCCCUCACAGCUUGCAGUUAUUUAGACAUGUAGUUUUUUUUUUUUUCAUCAAGCCAAUGAACAUAGUUGCUAAAAGUACAAUAACCACUGCCCUCUAAUAGAUCUCCACCACUAGAGAAACUAAGCCAUGGUAGGAUGGUUGGAGUGUCAGGAAGGAUGAAUGUUAUUUACACAUUAAGUAAAAAGGUUUCUAUAGAUACCGAUUUGCCUAAAGUUACACAUAUAUAAUUCUUUUUUGUUUGCUUUGUGAGAUGGGAUCAUGUGUAGUACAACACUCUCCUGGCACUCACUAUGUAGCUGGAAUGACCUUGAACUUCUGAUGAUCCUGCCUCCACCUUGCAGAUACUGGAGUUAACAACUCUGUGCCGCUGUGCCCAGCACACACCUAAUUUUUGGCUGUUAGAUCUUGGCACAGUUCUUUGACUUCCUGAUCAUAAACAAAAUUUAACUUUCAUUAUGUUAAUCCUGCAUACUUCAGUUGAGAACAGAAUACUACAGACCACCUGAAUGGUACCAAAGGUUUAAUUAUUGAUGAUAAGAAAAAAAAAAAGUGUUUAGUACUAGGGAGUCUCACAGGUGACCCUACAUCUGCCUGGAAAAACCAUCUUCAGUGUAUAUCUCCCUGAGUUUGACAGUAGGUACUCAUUGGGAAAGCACCUAUUUCUACUUCCCAAAUAGUUAAUCAAAGGUGACAGACAUUCUGGAGUCCCCAGAAAACUGAACCCAUGACAGUGGCAAAGGCAAGUGAACUUGUCAUUUUGGCAGCGGGGCAGCUGAUAGAUCUAAAAGAGAUACAAAAAAUAGCAUAAGAGUUCAAGAAGGCAGAUGUGAAAAGGUCUGUUUCUCUCAUCCUUUAAGUCUCCAAGGAUUGAGAAAUCCUCUUCUUAUCAACAGCCUGUGAACGCCUGGAAAACUUUCCCAUCUGAUACUCUCAAAUUAGGCAGUAUUCUCCAAAAUAUUAGUCUGUUCCAUGACAAAGUAUAUUAAAUACGUAAUCCUUCUUGGCUACUAAUCAAAAAAUCUAAACCAAAUCUGUAUCUAACCAUGUGUGUCUGUGUAUCUUACCCAGCUUUCUACAUGAUUUCAUUUCCAUGCUCCAGUUUGUGAUUUAUCCUUUCACUUGUAAUAAAGCUUACAUGUUUUGUUGGAA
This is a messenger RNA of Chionomys nivalis (European snow vole), 2725 nucleotides long. RefSeq names its product protein arginine methyltransferase 6 (gene Prmt6). Bases 31 to 1158 code for a protein of 375 amino acids. The record is from RefSeq and is a predicted model, not a curated record. Gene Ontology annotation, molecular function: protein-arginine N-methyltransferase activity. The transcript has 2 exons. NCBI's taxonomy places the organism in Eukaryota, Metazoa, Chordata, Mammalia, Rodentia, Cricetidae. Gene Ontology annotation, biological process: peptidyl-arginine methylation.